Molecule: messenger RNA, 3506 nt
Organism: Trichoderma reesei QM6a
Lineage: Eukaryota; Fungi; Ascomycota; Sordariomycetes; Hypocreales; Hypocreaceae
Exons: 6
Coding region: 1-3297 (1098 amino acids)
Biological process (GO): regulation of transcription by RNA polymerase II
Cellular component (GO): mediator complex
Molecular function (GO): transcription coregulator activity
Source: RefSeq, a predicted model, not a curated record
AUGGACCCGCGCGACACGGCCAGAGAGGCUCUCCGCGACUCCGUAAAGUGCUGGUCCGACUUUGUUUCCAAAUGCCUCACGAAGCGCCUCGACGCCGGCCCCUUUGAGGAAUACGUCAAGCUCGUCUUCGCCAGGCAUCCGCUGACCCCCGAGGUCAUCGCCGACUUCCUGCUGCAGCCGCAAGCGUCCAAUUGCGUCAGCCCCGACCCGCGGAUCCCGCCGUACGUCUCCGUGCUCACCCAGCUGCGGUACAUUGACGCCGUGUCCAUCCUCCGGUCGCUGUACAGAUACUCGUCGCUGCACGCGCAGACGCCGCUGCAAACACAAGGCCAUGGCCAAGAUCAACAUCAAGACCAAGACCACCACCACCACCACCACCAACAACAACAACAACAGCCACCACAAGAACGAGAGCAACAGAAAGAAGGAGAACAGGAAGCAAAAGAUGCACCGCCGAAAGAGCACGAACACGAGCACGAGCACGAAAAGACAUUGCUAGGCGACGUCACGCGCGAUCCCCAGCACGAUACCCUACGGCCAUCCCGAACUCGAUGGAAAAGCUCGUCCUGGCUCGAAGAAGUCAUGUUCUAUCACGUCAUACGGCUGGUAGUCGAAGGCACUGCCUCCAAGGAUUCGCGCACGGCGCUCGAGCUUAUCCACGUCACCUCCAAAUGGAUGUCUCUCUUUGCUGCUGCGUCCAAUUCCAUGGCUGCCGAAAUGCUCAGUGGCACCCUGCAGGACCCCCAGAUUCGCCACGAUAUGGAGGUCUCGAGGGCAGCUUUUGUGCCUCUACUGCUUCGGCUAGUCGAUAACCCGGCUCUCGUCAAGAUCAUUAGCCACCCGUCCGCCAAAGCGCUACGGAAAGAAUUCUCAGACAGCCUUACAUCUUUUGUGCAUGUGUUUCAGCCUGUCCCGCCAUUCGUGGAAAAACUCGAAAUGUUCAGAACAGAGGUUCUAGCCCCCUUGGAUCCGACGGAGAAGAAUAACCAAGCUGCCAAUGCCAUGGAUGAGCUUCUUGACUCUACCGUGGGUUUGGAUAACCUCAUGAUUCCAGAUAUGCCAAUAACAAACACAAGGGCGGGCUUAUACGUCUACCUCGGCGCUUCUCUUGUUGGCCGACCACUUAUAGACGACCAUGCCUUUUUCUCAUAUUUGAAUAAUAGAUACCAGGGAAACAACCAGCAGAGCGCGAUUGAUCUGAUUUUAGCCUCUUUUGACUUGCUUGCAAACGCUGUUUUCAGGAACGAAGGCCCCAGAGACGCCCACCUGCUGCGGUCUUUUUUGACAAACAAGGUGCCCCUGAUACUCGGUCAACUUUGCCCUCCCGGCUUUUCAACGCCGUCAGCCGAAUUUUGUAUCACUCAGGCUCUUUCUCAAGUCGAUACAAGCGUUUUUCCUACCGCGUCACUCAUGUUUGACGAAUCGCGAAAUAACAACCCCUAUACAGAGAGUGUUCGGGAAGAGUUCUGCUCUGCCUGCGCUCUCCACGGGCUGAUAGAGCGCGAACACGUAGAGCGGAUUCUGGGAGAGAGUUCCAUGUCGUAUGAACCGUCCCAGGAGAAAUACUCCAAGGAGAAGUUGGUUCAAAGCUGUCUAUCUGACCCUGAUAAGAUCCAAGCGCUUGUUCGCGAUAUGGACAAGAUGGACGGCAAUGUCGGGGCAGUAUGCCAGGCGCUUGUAGAGUUAUUACGGCAACUCUGUAACAGCAAGGAUACAAUGUCCCUAAAGAUACUCUGUAGCCAGCUGGCCCAGAAGCCCCAGUCUCUGGACGUUCUCCUGUUGUUCGAAAAGCUACCGACCAUCUUGGAUCCCAUAUGCCAGCUUUUGGAUGGCUGGCGAUACGAGGAGGACCAGGGGGAGUACCAGCCUGUCUACGAGGAAUUUGGCGCCAUCUUGCUGCUGGUGCUGGCCUUUGCGUACCGAUACAGCCUAUUCCCGGCAGACAUUGGCAUUUUGGCGACAGACUCGAGCGUUGCCAAAAUCAUCGGCCGGGCUCACAUCAGCCGUGGGCUGGACCGGCUAUCGGAGCAGGAACACGGACACCUCGGUGGAUGGAUCCAUGGCCUCUUCGACAGUGAUGCGGGGGGACUGGGGGAUGACUUGAUGUCGUCUUGCCCGCCCGCAGAAUUCUAUCUCCUCAUCGCGACGCUGUUUGAGAACAUUGUGAUUGCAUAUACGCAAGGCUCGCUAACCGACGACUCCCUUAAGUCGGGUGUUGAGUACUUGGUUGACACGUUCCUGCUGCCCUCGCUUAUACCCGCGAUUCGGUUCUUGUCCGACUACCUUUGGGUCGAGCAGAAGGAGCAAAAAUCCAUUAUCAAAAUUCUGCAGCUAAUCCUGUUGCCCACGUCCAUAUCUGGCGAGGCCAGUACCAUGCUUGCCUCGGUCAAGGGGAUAAUCGCGAAGCCGCUGGAGCACUCCCUGCGAGCAUAUCAGCGACAGGACCCAAAGAAUCAGGACAUUGAGCCGCUGCUGAGGGCUCUGAAGGACAGCUUGCCGCAUUCCAGGCGGACGGGAGCUGCCGAGCAUCAAGAGCUGGAGAUGUGGACGGCCAGCUCCAGCAGCGGUCUUGCCGGAGCGGCUAAGCAUUUGAUACAGAACCUGGUGCAAUGGGGCAUGCAUCCACAGAUGACGGCAAUGCCAACCUCGUAUACGCAUCGGCAGAUGAUUGCAACGCUCAAGAUAGUCGGCGCGAACAGGCUGCUGCGGGUCAUGCUGGAGGAGAUACGCCAGCAGACCCUGGCAGGCAGUGGGAGCAUUGCCUAUGACGUGGUGACGGCGCUGGUGUGUGCGCCGAACGUGAGCAAUGAGCUGCCGCUGACGAGCGGCCUGUUGGACGAAACGGGGAGCCUGCCUCCGCCGCUGCAGCGGCGUCUCACUCUUCGAGAGGUUCUCAAGAUGGAGGCGGAGAACUACAGGAGGCUGCACAAGAAGGACCCCGAACUGGCGGAGAUCACGGUCCGGCUCUAUAGGAGAGUCGAAGCGCAGUUGGUCCUGCCGCCGCCGCCGACGAUGCUGCAGGCGGCUGACAUGCAGCUGGACCUGGCCGGUGACGCGACGGGCUUGGGAGAUGCCAUGGCUGCGGCUGCCGGAGUCCAGGGUGAUGGUACAAUGGCAAUUGACGGCGUGGGCAACCUGGACAUGAGCAUCGGUGGCGUCUCGGCCGAUCUGGGCCUGGGAGCGUCUGGCAACAACGGCGGGCUGGACGCGUCGGCUGAGGCGGAUUUGUUUGGCGGCCUGGACACCGAUAUGGACGUGUUUGACGGAUGGAGCGGCAUGGAUCUCGGAGGGCCAUGACAGAAGAGCAGUACUUGUUUGAAUAUGUGUACUGACGGAAAGGAGGAGGCAAUCUGGUGGGAUACUAGGCAUCGGGUAUCAUGUGGUUGUGAUGAUGAUGUCUCCCUCUGAUGGAAUAGCUUACAAAGAAUUGAUCAGCAGACGAUGUCAUGAAAGAGACGUGGUGGUCUCUACAGUUACUCGGUAUGGCUCAGGCUCUGCCUGAUCAG